Plodia interpunctella (Indianmeal moth) is the source of this 8280-nucleotide messenger RNA. RefSeq names its product grappa (gene gpp). Gene Ontology annotation, biological process: regulation of transcription regulatory region DNA binding; DNA repair; DNA damage checkpoint signaling. Bases 156 to 3782 code for a protein of 1208 amino acids. Gene Ontology annotation, molecular function: histone H3K79 methyltransferase activity. The transcript has 16 exons. NCBI's taxonomy places the organism in Eukaryota, Metazoa, Arthropoda, Insecta, Lepidoptera, Pyralidae. The record is from RefSeq and is a predicted model, not a curated record. Gene Ontology annotation, cellular component: nucleus.
UGAUUGAAUUUAGAAAUAUUUUCAACAUGGCGCCCGGUUGUUCAGAGUGUGUGUGUGUGAAAGUGCAGUGAAAUUAUGUUGAUAUCUAGUGUUUUUAGUGAUAAUUUUAGUGUAUAAGUGAAAAGUGUGUGUUUUGAUGCAGCGGUUUUCCUAUCAUGGCAUUGGAUUUACGCCUGCAUUCUCCUGCAGGCGCGGAACCUGUUGUUUAUACAUGGCCCCUCACUUCAGGUCAUGGUUCGGACAAACACGAUGGGGCCUUGGAGAUAGUAGAAACAAUACGGUGGGUGUGCGACGACUUGCCGGAGAUGAAGGCUGCGCUGGAAAACAACAUCCUGUGCGACUACGACACCCACUCAUACGAGAGCAUGCGGGCGCUCUGCGACCGCUUCAACCGCGCCAUAGACUCCGUUGUUGCAUUGGAGAAGGGGACAUCAUUGCCAGCUCAACGCCUAAACAAAUAUCCUUCGAGAGGGUUACUGAAGCACAUCCUUCAACAAACAUACAAUCAAGCAGUUGCUGACCCUGACAAAUUGAACCAGUAUGAACCAUUUUCGCCUGAGGUAUAUGGUGAGACUUCAUACGAAUUAGUCUGUCAAAUGAUAGAUCAAAUCGACAUAACAUCUGAAGAUGUAUUUGUGGACUUGGGCUCAGGCGUGGGUCAAGUGGUGCUACAGAUGGCCGCCGCGACGCCCUGUCGGGUUUGUCUUGGUGUCGAAAAAGCUGAAGUUCCUAGUAAAUAUGCUGAGAAUAUGGAUAUCCAUUUCAGAACUUGGAUGAAAUGGUAUGGAAAAAAGUAUGGAGAGUAUAAAUUAAUAAAAGGCGAUUUUCUACUAGAUGAGCACAGAGAAAAAAUUAAUGCAGCAACUAUUGUCUUUGUAAAUAACUUCGCCUUUGGCCCUCAUGUAGACCAUCAAUUGAAAGAAAGGUUCGCCGACUUGAAGGAUGGCGCGAAAAUAGUAUCAUCGAAAAGUUUUUGUCCCCUGAACUUCAGAAUAACGGACAGAAACCUAAGCGACAUCGGGACCAUUAUGCACGUCAGUGAAAUGUCACCGCUGAAAGGAUCCGUUUCAUGGACAGGAAAACCAGUCUCAUACUAUUUACAUAUUAUAGAUAGGACCAAAUUGGAGAGAUACUUUCAAAGACUGAAAAAUCCGAAACUCAAGGUCAGCAAAAGGGGUGUACAUAAUGGUAUAGAAGAGGGCGAGAGUAGUGGCAAGCGGCACCUGAGCGCGCCGCCGACACGGCAGCCCACGCCCGACCUGCUCAACGGGAACAGCAACCACAGCACCGGCUCCCUGCCCGAGCGGAGGAAGAAGGUCGUCAGAUCCAGACCUGUCAGAGGUGACAACGGCAGAACACGGGCACGUGCGGCGGUGGCGAAGCGGCGCGUGGCGCGGCGCUCCAGCGACGACAGCGACGAGGAGUCCAGCGGCACCGACGACGCGCCGCCAGCGCCCGAGCCCGCGCCGCGCGAGUGGGGCGCACCCUGGGCAUCCUCUUCCGACUCCAACCGGUCGCGUCGCUCGGGCAGCAAGCGCAGCGCCAGCGCGGGCGGAGCGCGACGACGCGCAGCGCGCGCCAAGCGGCGGCGCCAGGCGCCCGCCUCCAUCGCCGGCCUCGACCUGCUGCAUUCCACCACACUCGCCUCCACGCUGCACAACGGCGCGGUGACUGCGCCCCCGCCAGGCUGCGUGGAGCAGCGGCUGUCGGCGCUGGGGCUGGGGCUGCAGCCCAGUGAGCGCUUGCACUCGGAGCUGGACAUCCCGCGCUCGCCGCACACGCCCUACAGCCUGCAGCUGCUGCUGGACCUGUUCCGCGACCAGUACCUCGCCGCCAUACACCGCAUGAACUCGCCGCAGUAUGCUAAUGACGUUCGCGAACAGAUCGAUAAAGAGAAGGAGAGAAAUCAGAAACUGAAAUCACGUGCUUCACAAUUAGAUAAACAGAUCAGUGUGCUCAUCAGCGACAGCGUUGCGUUGCUCAAGGCGCGCAUGAGCGAACUCGGCAUACACGCCAAUAAUACAGUGGACCUGCUUGCAAAGGCCAAGGAAAUAGUUGGCAGACAUAAGGAGCUCCAAAGCAAAGCGAGUAAACUGCAGGCGCAAGUGAACAACAUUGAAGCCGAACAAGCCAUGCUCGUGAAACAAAGAACCUUUGAAAUAACAGAAAAAUAUCGCCAGUUGGGCCAUAUACCGCCUGACGUCGAAAUCACACAAACGAUCGCUCACGAUUGCAUACUAAAAGAAAUAUCGGCGACAUUGGCGCACCGUAAACGUUUACACACGCAGGUCGGCCUUCUUCAAAAUGAAAUAGUGCAGAUGGAGAGAGCGAGCGAACAGCAUCAAAAGGUGAUACCUCCGAGCGUACCAGUCGCCACGGUGAAACCUCACACGGUCAAUUCUAAACCUAGGAAAUCUAGAGAGCACAGGUCGCGGUCGCAGGAGUGGCCGGAUGUGCCCGAUGUCGGCAAGAUCGAGGAGCAGAAUCCGGAGAUAUUGGCACAGAAGAUACUCGAGACUGGGAGACAGAUUGAAGCGGGCAAAAUCUCCAAGCCGAAUGUCAUCGUGAACGGGUACUUGCGCGACAGCGACCGACACCCGGACCAUAGAGCCGAUCACCGGUCGCACCUGGCGCCGCCAGUGCACCGCACGCAGCCGCAGCCGGCGCGCGCACCGCUACAGCAUAAACACUCGCCCGUCAAACAGAAGCCGCUCAGCAUCAUCGGCAAGGUGCAGGAAUCGCCCAAGGUGAUAAACUUCGAGGACCGGCUGAAGAGCAUCAUCACGUCGGUGUUGAAUGAAGACCAGGAGCAGCGGAAGGCGGGGCGCGGGCCGACGCCGACGCCGUACAACAACGGGUACGUGCGGGGCGCGGGCCCGUUCCCGCGGGGCCCCGUGCAGCUGGCGGGCGCGGGCCCGGCGGGGCCCCCGGCGGGAUACGCGCGCCCCGCCGUCCGCCGCGAGCGCUACCCCUACGAGCGUCGCGACGCUCCGCGCCCGCAACCGCCGCACCAUCAUCUACACCAUGUGCAUAACUCGCAGCCGGACUACACUCAGGUGUCUCCUGCGAAGUUAGCGUUGCGUCGUCACUUGUCCGCGGAGCGGCUGGCGGCGCCGGCGCGCACCAUCGGCGACCUCGUGAACGGAGAGAUCGAGCGGACGUUGGAAAUCUCCAACCAGAGCAUCAUCAACGCUUGCGUCAACAUGAGCGCCCGCUAUCAGGACCCGCCCGACCAUCGCUCGCCGCAUCAACCGCUCGAAGGUCUAGCGGCGUGCUUGCAAGCGCGCGUGCUGGCGUCGGAGUACUGGCGGGGGCGCAACGGGGAGUGCGAGGACCUGCGCCGCCGCUCCCCGCCCCCCGACCCCCACUCCAACACCUCCACCCCGCUCGCCGACGAGCUGCCCGACCCAAGGGUGCCAGAGAGCGAAGGUGGCGAAGAGGUCGACGAGAGCAAAUGGCAGGAUCGGAUCGCGUUCCGGUUCGAUCAGAUCAUAUCUUUCGCGUCUACCGCCGUCGAGGACAAGAGGCGGCGCUCCGACGAAGCUUGCAACACCUCGCCCGACUCGGGGAUUGGCAGCGCUGGCGCGGGUGUGGGGGCUAGCGCGGGCGGCGGGGCGGCGGCGGCGGGGGCGGGGACGGGCGCGGGCGCGCGGGGCGCGGGGUCGCCGCUGCCGGCGCACCACUUCAAGAAGCGCUUCUUCCGGCGCGAGCGUUGGGGCGUCGGCGCAUGGAGCGCCGCGCCGCCGCCCGCGCCCGUGGACUGGGAGCGGCCGGCGAUGUGACGCCCGCGCUCUUAGCGCCGCGACGCCUGCCGCCGCCGGCACAAGCGCUGCUGUCGGCGGUGGUGCCGUCUUAGCGGACAUUUUUAGCACUGCCGACGCGAGAGAACGGUCUAUUGUAUUUUUUGUAAAUAAAGAAGGAUGGGCGGGUGCGGUAAUCAAUAUCCUCACUGGAAUCGAAAUGAACGAGCACAUACUUCCGAGAAUGUUUGAAAUAUACUUAAUAGACGUGUUCUGCCGUGCUCCUUGUGCCGUGACCAUGCCGAUUUGUGAACUAGCAAAAUUUCUAUAUUUGGAUGUUUUAUACGAUCGGAUGAACACGUCCAUUCAUGAUAUGUACAGUUGUACAUACCUAUAGCGUUUCAUGUACUUCUGCACGUGAUCGCUAGUUUGGAGAUCACCGCGAUAUCUGCCGAUCCCUCACAUGUUGAUCGUGUCGAUUUUUUGUUAUAUAUUUUUCGAAUAUAUAAUGUAAUUAUGUAUAUUAUUGAGUUUAUUUUAUGUUUAAGACUUGUAAUUAUUUAACGUUAGGUUAUGUCGCCGUUUCGUCGAGGCGCCCCGAAAAACGUUCGCGCCGCGGCGGUUUGUAUUUCAUGUGUUCAUUUAGGUCUUAGAGUUUGAAAUACAUUAUUCGGUGACGACGCAGCGGAUCUUUUUUACGCCGGUCGUUUGAUGAAUGUUUGUUGUUUUAUGAGUUUUGUUUUAUGAUGUUAUGGAAAGCUGACUCUGAAUAAUGUUAAUCAUUUCUUUGAGAUUUCUAGAAAGAUGAAUAGUUUGACUAUUGCGUGUUUAUAGGAAUUAUGGAUGUAAAAGUUGUCAUCGUGGAAGGAGACAUGUAGUAUGUAACUAAAUAUAGAAGUUCAGCAACUUUUAAUGAUUUAACUCCCGCUGUGCGUGACGGUUUUACAAGUAGCUUUAAAAUGAUAUUAACAACUAAAAUGGCUCUUGGUCACUAUGGAAUGUAUUAUUAGUAAUGCUAUGCAUCUAAAUGUAUGGUAUAGAAGUGGCUAAACUAAUAAAAUAUGGCUCGUGAUUGUGCAUAAUCCGGGCAUUACUAUAUGUAAUCAAUUAAAAUUACAAAUUUCAAACUUCUAAAUAACAAACAACGUUGAAUUGAACGUUUUGAUACAGAUAUUAAAAAAUAACUUUUUGUGAAUUUCCAAAAUAAUUUUCCGUUAUUGAAUAGCUUGUUAUAAACAAAAACACUUGGUACAAGGUGUUAUGAUAAAAAACGCAUAAACAAAAAUUGCAGUCAUAGUAAAAAAGUUUUGUCUUUGCCUGCCUUAAGGGCCCGACUGCACGCAAUUUGUCAUGUCGUCCCUCUCUAAUCUGACCAUACAUUUCGUUAUUAUUUCUAAGUAUAUUAUCGAAAUAUAGCGACCAUUUUUUUCUAAGUCGGAGGGACGCUCUGAGUAUGGACGACAAGAAGUCGGGACUGAAAACAAGUAUUUGGCCUUGAAACAAAUCACACAUACCGAAAAAACCUAAAAUGAACGCUUGUAUGGGAAGACAUGCUUUUUAUUUUGAUUUAGAGAGUUUUCAGCCUACGGAAACUAUAUUCUUUUAUAUUCAUAAAAAUUAAAAAGGUUACUAGGACCUAGGACCUCGAGCUAUUAUUAGGAAGUAAUUAAUGGAAAUAAUGUUUUGAUUGCAAAUAAAUACAGUAGUUAUCUGUAUUUUUGUACAGAUUAAUAUAAGAUUGAGAAAGAAAAUAUAAAACAAAUGUGAAGUAAUUCCUUGGGCAGUCUAAAAUAUUUUUAUUUUUAAAAUAUGAUAUAGUGCCAAAUCCCAUAUUUUUGUAUUGAUUUUUGUGGUAUUUGUCACUUAAAGAUUGUAACAGGAAUAACUUCAAGUCUAUAUAGGUUUACGGGUAUAGUUGAUUCAUGGUAUAGGAACAAAUUGUCUAGGGUGUCUCGAACCUAUAUUAAUUUGUUGACUUGCUCACAAGUACCGUUGCACAGACUGGAAAGAUAAAUUCAUAUUAUUUCUACAAAUUGUUUUAAAUAUAAACAAAAUUUUGUUACUGUUUUCUUUUUAUUUGCAAAAUUGUAUAUGUAACUAAUAAUUUCAUAUUUGUCAUUUUUGAGGAAACAACCAAAAAUAAUUUUGAAGAUCAGUUUAUGCUUAAAAAUUUUAUAAAUAUUUGUGAUUUAUGUUAAAAGUACUGAAUGUUUUAUGUAGCAAAAUACUUUGCUAAAAAAAAUACUGUACUCUUAUUGCAAUAAUAAAAUAUUAAUUUCUGAAAGAUUUAGCAAACAACCAUGACGUAAUGUUAACUAUAUCGUUUUGGAAUGUUUUAUCAACGGACAAGUAAUGAAAUGUUUUUUUAUGUACUAACGUGCCUUGCCAAUCAAGCUUAUAUUAGUUUAGAUAAUAUGGAUUCACCUAAGUAAAUAACUAGUGUAGUUUCAAACGCACCAAAAUACCAAAUGAUAAAAUAGUUGAGAUGCAAAACCACUGCCUUUUAAUAGUCUUAUGAAAAUAAUGCGUUAUAUGAAGUCUUAUUAAGGAAUACCGUAUUACCUAGAAACUUACGUUUGUAAUAUGGGGUCUACUUAGGUAAGGUGAUGUAAUGACAUGCAUAAUUUCUUGAUGUUUGCAUUGAUAUAUUUGUUUGUUUUUAUUAAAACCGGUGUGGAACUUAUUAUGUAUUGAGGGUGAUAUAUUUUCUCACCAAAUUAGGCUAUAUUUAAAGAGCUAUGGUAUAAUUACCAAAAAUAGAUUACAAGAAUCUCAAACGACAAAUUGGAACUGACCUACACAAAGUACCACAUAAACUUUGUCAUGUUCAACAACAUCAACGAAUGUAUUCUGUAACUAGGCAAUUCUUUCAACCUUUCAAAGUAAAAAUUGUUUGCUCACGAUCAAUGUGUCAUUCAUUAUUGUUAAUUUGGACUAUUAGAUGUGUUAAAAACGCCAUGUGUUUUUACAUUCUGGCGUACUUUUAGGUGUGUUCGAUUUUUUUGUAUGAAAUCGUUGUUUAGGUUUUCUACAGCAUUUUUAAUUCACAAAAAAUAAUCAUGUUGCGUGUUCCUUGUAUCAAAAUUUACUCGUAAAUCAAUAUUUUUAUUUUAAAUUAUUCAGUGGUAUCCAUUGAUUUGACAGUAACGUAACGUAAACGAAAAUGCGAAUUAUUUCUAAAGAUGUCCCACCGCUGAAUCAAACUCUGAUUAUGUUUGCCGUCAUUCAGCUGAAUAUAAUUUUAGCAAAAGUAUUAUUGUCAUCAUUUUUAUACAUAUAUACUUUUGUUUUGACUAAUGCUAAUGACAUGUCCACUAAUAAUAAUAAACUGUGUGUGCAUUACAUAGAGUUACAUUUUGCAAUUAAUCAAAUUCCAAUAGUGGCCUUUCUCAUGGUUUAACAAGCAUUGACGCAAUAAUAAUAUUGUUAUAUUUUUGAGUAGUAGUAAACAGCUAGAUUAGUGUAGAUUUCACGCAACAAUUUUGAAUAAAUUUAUGAUUUAAAAAAAUGUAAUUGACCGUGUUAUUUUCGGAAUUUAAAACGUUUUGAUUCAAAACUAGUUAAUAAGGCAAUGAUGCAACAUAUGACAUUAGUUUGAAUUAUUUGAUUGCUCUUAAUUUAUAAAUUUGCCCAAGUAGCUUCGAGGUAUAAAACAUUCGAAAUCUAUCAUUUGAUAGGAUCGAACCUCGAGUUACGAAUGCAUUAAUAUACUAGAAAAUUAUCAUUUAAAAUAUCCAUUUCACAAUUUCUAAUCAAAACUAAAGCAUAAUAAUUCUGUAAAGAUAAUUUAUACUUUAAUUUUAUAACAUUUUGCACUAUAUAUUUUAUUGUAGAUAAGAGUUUGACUUGAAAUUCAUGUAAAUCGUUAUGUGUAAUAGGAAUAAUUAUGUGUCGAUUAACUUGAGCAAUGGUAAUUAUUAGAGACAGAAGAGUACUGUGUAUAAGAAUGGAUCUCUAAUGAAAAAUAAAUGUUUAGAAUGCACAAACGACUUACUGUGCCAAUCAUUUGAUUCGAUGUUAACAUCUUAUUAAUUUUUCGUACAAAUUCAAGGAUAAUUUAUAAAUGACACAAUAGCCACCAAUUUCAUUAACAACACUCAAUGUACACCAGAACAACAAAAAAUAAAUGAAUCUGGGACGUAGUCGUUUGCUAUAUUCUAAAUAUUGGAGUGUAAUGGUUUGAUUGUGCCUGAAAACUCAUCAAUGCCGCUCCAAACCUCAAAAUUGUGUAUUUGUAUUAUAAGUAAGCAUAAAUUUGAUUCUGAAUUACCGUUAGUUGUUAGUAUAGUACGGCAUAUAAUAAUUAUGAAAGAUUAACUCGAAGAGUGAUUGCAUUAUUCAGGUUUAUCUUAGUUUUAUUUUUGAUGGGGAAUAUGAGCUAUUCUGUGUGACGUUAUAGUGUCUAAAAUAGUACAAAUGAGAAGACUUAUUGUCAUAAGCCUCGGACUAUUCAACAAUUGAAAAUGCUAGGUUUGAGAUGUAUCCCUGUGUACUAGUUUUAUUUUGUACUAAAAGUUAAAAUAAAUGAGUAAUUACUUAA